AUUGAUUAUCGGGGUUUGAACCGGGUCACUGUGAAGAACAAGUAUCCUCUUCCUAGGAUCGAUGAGUUGUUGGAUCAGUUGAGGGGUGCUACUUGGUUCUCCAAGGUAGAUCUGGCGUCGGGUUAUCAUCAGAUACCGAUAGAUGAGGCAGAUGUGAGGAAGACUGCUUUCAGGACGAGAUAUGGGCACUAUGAGUUUGUGGUGAUGCCCUUCGGAUUGACUAACGCGCCAGCAGCGUUUAUGAGAUUGAUGAACAGUGUGUUUCAGGAGUUUCUGGAUGUAUCUGUCAUCAUUUUCAUCGACGAUAUCCUGGUUUAUUCUAAGAGUCCUGAGGAGCAUGCAGUGCAUUUGAGGGCAGUUAUGGAGAAGCUGCGGGAGCAGAAGUUGUUUGCCAAG
Messenger RNA from Camelina sativa (false flax), 396 nucleotides. The record is from RefSeq and is a predicted model, not a curated record. Lineage: Eukaryota; Viridiplantae; Streptophyta; Magnoliopsida; Brassicales; Brassicaceae.